Vespa mandarinia (Asian giant hornet) is the source of this 786-nucleotide messenger RNA. RefSeq lists its product as uncharacterized. NCBI's taxonomy places the organism in Eukaryota, Metazoa, Arthropoda, Insecta, Hymenoptera, Vespidae. The record is from RefSeq and is a predicted model, not a curated record.
UCUUAAUCUCUAACUAUAUGACAAUCGCGCCAAUUCGAAACUUGAAUCUUUACUAAUAUGGCUAUGAGUCGAAUAACUUUACGUCCGGAUUUACAGGCAUUACUCGAUAAUUUUACGCAUCUAAAAAACGUAUACUUAGCGUUAAAAACAUUCUGUAAUAUUCAGGAUGAGCUGUUACAAUAUGAAAAAGCUAAAUCUUCCAAAAUGGAAGAAGAAAUAAAGAAAAUAACAAAGACAUUUUCAUCUUUGGAAGAACAACGUAAAAAAUCUAUAGAAGAAAUACGAAAAGAGAAGGAAGAAUUGAAAACAGCUUUGCUUGAAUCCCGACAGGAAUGCAAUCAUCUUCGACUCGUUUACAUCGAUCGUAAUAUCGAAGAUGAGCAAAUUUGUAGAUUACAGGAUGAGCUCGAAGUAUUGAAAGCUGAAUUAGCAUUACAAGAAGAAAGACACAAAGAAGAAAUUUUUAAACUCGAAAAGCAGUUUAUAGAAGAAUUACAAAAAUAUAAAACAUUAUUGGAAUCGAAACAACAGAAUCAAAGAAAAAAAGCAAAGCAUCCAGCGAUCGAUAACAUGUCAAACCAACUAUCAGCAAAUGUUAAAACUAAAAAUACAAAAAAAAAACCAUUUUUCAGGUGGUCUGGAUUAAAUGUAUCGAAAAUGCCGAAAGUUAUUGCUACUGAUAUGGAGAAUGAAGAUGAUAUAGACGAAGAUACGUCGACAAUUACUAAAAGAAAGAAAAAACUUUAUUAUGAAGAUAAAGAGGCGAUAAUUGAUAUAUAAUAUUCA